AUAUUUAAUGACACGCACACAGAAACACAAACACAAACACAAAGACAAAGAAAGCGAAGAGAGUUGGAAUCCGAAACAGAAAGUGAGGAGAAUCCUAACAAACAACGGCGUUGUUUCUCCAUCUCUCAAACCAUGACCUCUUUUUUGUUUCUUCUUCAAUUUCUCUAACAUUAGUUAGAUUUUAGAAACCCAUCAAUUUUUUGUUUUUCUUUCAUUCUUUCGAUUUGGUAGAGGAAGAAAACGAUAUGGGACUGAUAGUGGAAGAGGAAGAGAGCGACGUCGACGUGGUAUUGCUGCCUCCGUCGAAUUUCUCAAUGGUGGAGGACGCCAUUUUCAGAUCGGGCUUUCCUCAACCUCACAAUUUUCCUUUCCUUGAUACCCUUAAUCUUCGAUCCAUCAUAUAUUUGUGUCCAGAGCCUUACCCAGAAGAGAACUUGGAGUUUCUUCAGUCUCGGAAUAUUCGGCUCUUUCAGUUUGGAAUUGAGGGCAAGACGGAGACUUGUGUAUCUAUUCCCAAGGAUACUAUCAUGGAGGCUCUGAAAGUCUUAAUUGAUGUGAGAAAUCAUCCAGUUUUGAUCCAUUGUAAGCGUGGAAAGCAUCGGACAGGUUGUCUUGUUGGUUGCCUGAGAAAAUUUCAGAAUUGGUGUUUGUCAUCUGUGUUUGAGGAGUAUCAACAUUUUGCUGGCGUGAAAUCUAGGAUAACAGAUUUGAGGUUUAUAGAAACAUUUGAGGUAAUGUGCCUGCGGCAGUGUCUUUACAGCAUUAUAUACCAGUAUCAAGGAUAUGGUUCAAACAAGAGGCGGUUGCUGUAUAAAGAAGAUAAAUUACAAAAGCCCCAAGUCACAUCAGUUUAGCAGGGCUUGGAUGACCCUUUUUUUGUUGGGUUUUGCUGAGGUGCUUUUAGUCACACACCCCUUUGUUGCCUAUACUUAUCUUUUUAUUCAUCAUUACAUGUAUGAGCUUUAAAAUUAAGGCGCGCUCUUAUCUCAAAGUAUUCACUGGACACUCCUAUUUUGAUCAAAUAUAUUUUGGUUCAUAUUU
Messenger RNA from Quercus robur (English oak), 1041 nucleotides. RefSeq names its product tyrosine-protein phosphatase DSP5-like. Gene Ontology annotation, biological process: protein dephosphorylation. Gene Ontology annotation, cellular component: cytoplasm. The record is from RefSeq and is a predicted model, not a curated record. The coding region runs from base 246 to 854 and encodes 202 amino acids. Gene Ontology annotation, molecular function: phosphatase activity. Lineage: Eukaryota; Viridiplantae; Streptophyta; Magnoliopsida; Fagales; Fagaceae. The transcript has 5 exons.